Molecule: messenger RNA, 2940 nt
Organism: Labrus bergylta (ballan wrasse)
Lineage: Eukaryota; Metazoa; Chordata; Actinopteri; Labriformes; Labridae
Source: RefSeq, a predicted model, not a curated record
AAAUAAAGCAGAAUAAGUCUAACGCUGAACCUCUCUGUCUCUGUUUUUAUUCUCGGGAGAAGAACAGCUCUUGGUUCUGGAAGGAAAGUCCCCCCUUGAGAAUCAGUGAUUGGACCAAUCAGAGUCAGGAAAAAACAAGAGAGGGCGGGGCUUGUUUGCAAAUGGAUCCAGAAAAUGGAGAGCUAAACAGCGCCCCCUGUGGAGAGCUCAGGUUCUUCAUCUGCUCUGUCGAAGGCAGCUCUGAAGUCCUUCCCAUCGACAGGAAACCAGUUGAGUCAGACUUGGUCCCCGGUGUGAGAGUGUUUGAUGUUGUUUGGAGUUACAGCGACAUGUUGGCGGAGGACAUUCUCCGCUCGUCCUCUUUCGUCAGACAGUUCCGGACGGGUCAGCUGACGCAGGGCUGCUACACCAGCUUCCUCCAGCAGGAGGCGCUCUAUCUGCACAGAGUCAGAAGCACACUGGAGGCUCUGGUCAGCAGCGUACAGGAACCAGACGACGUGAGAUCACUGCUUCAGGACACACUGAAACACUACAGCAGCACAAACCAGACCACCCUCACUUCCCCUCCCCCACCCUGGCUCAUCUGGGCCCUGCAGUCUUUCCACUCAGUGGUUUUGGAGGAUCCCAUCUACCUGCUGGUGGCUCUGUCGGCCCGAUCCAGCCUCAGAAGCCUCCUGAUCCAGGAUCAGGAGCUUCAGUCUGGACUCGAGCAGGUGUCUGGGUCUAUCGUUACAGCUGAGAGUCUCUAUCAGGAGUGGAGACAGGACAGUCUGAAAGAGGUCACCUGGAUGCAAAGGUACAUGAAGUUGAUAGAAGAACACCGGGCCAGUCUGGAAUUGUUUAAAGCCGUAAACAUCUUCAAAGAGCACAUGAUGAACCAGAAAAGUUUCUACAAGUCACUAGACUGUGAUGCAGAGGUCCUUAGAUGAGGAAGAAGAAGAGAGUAACGGGUGCCGCAGGACAAAAAAAAACAGACGACUGGAACGGGCUCCCUCUACACAACUGGAAAUUUCCCCUCCAAGCUUUUAGGUGCAUGAGAAGUCACAGAUGGAUUUUCAAGAAGGGUUUUUUACAUUGAAAAAUAAUUUAACAAAAAGGCGUGAAUGACAGAUGUAAUGUAGGAAAAACGCAAAACACCACGCGUUUAAAUAUGAGCUGGCCUACCAAGUGAGGGUAUGGUUGCCUGGGAAAACGUACCAAACCGUUACCAAACCAAACUAAAUGGAACCAAUCCGGACCACUUGGUGGAUACUGGGCUAUAGUGAAUAUGGACACGGAUCAAACCAUUUAAAAAACCAAACAAGUGGAGGAGUUCAACAUGAAGACAAAAACAAGAAAAAUGUAAGUAAACAAGAGGUCUAUAAGUUUAAAUAUUUAUUCAACACCAUCACAGAAAAUACAAAUUAAACAAAAAUUAAGAAAAAUCUGUUAACUAUUAAACCCCCCUUUGUAAGAACUUGGUACAGUCUGAUUGGAACACUGACAACUAAAAAACAAAUAUGAAAGCUUGCCGUUACUGUACAGAGUAAAUGUCAACUAAUGAAGUGACAAUGAUGUUAAAUUGUGUUUCAAUAGGUCUGUUUGCUUAAGCAUGUAUAUUUGGAAUAUAGCAAACUGUUCAUGAGGUCAAAAGGAAGAACUUAGAACUCUUAGCUGAGUGUGUCAGUGAGAGUGGGAGGAUUAUAGGUUUUUAAAUUAACUGUGUGUCUGCAUUAGAGUUAAAAAUUGGUUGAAUAUUGAAGUUCAAGUUCAAGUUAUCUUUAUUAGUCAAAUGCACAACAUAACAGGCAUAGCAGUCAUAGCUGGCAAUGAAUUUUUUGUGUUCCAAGCUCUCCUUAACAAUGCAAAAAUAAAAAAUAGUAUAGAAGAUAAGAGUAAAGAGUAACAACGUACAGUGCAACUGAACUGCCCUCAUUUUGUGGGCGGAGCCAGUCACUGUUGACUUCUGUUUUAAUGAAAUAUGAAUAAAACUUUUUUUACCAGCCUUCUUGUAAUUCAGAUUUUCAUUGACUAAUUUACCUUUUUAUACUUCCAAGUGCAUCUUUGACUGGAGUUUUCUGAAUUCAGACAGCUGUCUCUGUCUCCCUCUGCAGGCCAAAACAGGACACUGCACUCUGUAAAAUACACAGGUCCUUCAAAUACACAGUGUCUGGUGCUUUUGAUACUUCUUUAACAAGUAUCCUACUCUACAAUUAUGUACUAGUUCUAUCGCUAUAUAAACCACUAAUAUCAUUAAUACAUAAAACCCAUAACUACUAACAAAUCUUGCUAGCUUUUAAGUGAUUUAUAAAGUAUAAUAAAGAUGCUUCUUCUAAUUUAAAUAUGACUUGUUUCCUGCAACUGUCACCAUUGUAGGUGUUUUCCGACCGCAAGAACUUCUUCAUAGUUCUAGGAACUGUUGGAAUCCUUCCCCUUUUUUAUUGUUUCUGCACCGCAGGAAGUAUAGUUCCUGGAAAACUGUUAAAAGGAACCUUUUUAGCUCCUGCGUCAGAGUAGGUACCAUCGCGGUGCAAAUGCAGAAAAAAAAAAGUCCCCAUGGUUUGUAGUCCUUAGGGAAUUCACAAGUGGAUAGUUCCUCUUCAAAAAGUUCCCAGAACUGUUUGGUCCGAAAACAUCUACUGCUACUACUACAAUAAGUACCACUGGUUCUGCUUUAAAGGCUGCCACUAUUUAAACUAUUACUGUACUCAUGAAUGAACUACCGCUACUACUAAUAGUCCAGAUUCUGAUUCAGAUUUAGACAACUCUAUUUAUCCCAGACGUGCACUUCAGUGUCACGGCCUUCCGAGUCGUUAAAGGAGGAUUAACAUGUCAACAAAUCAGAAACCAGAUCUUCAAAAAUACAAAUACAAUGCCAGAAAUGUAUUCAGUCGAUGGAUCAAUGAAUGUUGUUUCAAGACCUGACCAUAACCAAUUAAAGUUGUUCGGCAUCCAACAGCA